Paramuricea clavata is the source of this 6042-nucleotide messenger RNA. The record is from the annotation of a GenBank genome assembly. NCBI's taxonomy places the organism in Eukaryota, Metazoa, Cnidaria, Anthozoa, Malacalcyonacea, Plexauridae.
CUCGUCUCAGGCUUCUUCGAAGUUCUUUCAUGCGCGCGGACGAAGCGAAAAACCAAGAUGGCUGCCUCUGAGGUCGACGACAACGAGUUACCUGACGAAAUAAUUAGUUCUUUAGAAGAUUUUUACCGCUCUAUGAAUACAGUAGAAGAAACUUUAGACCCUCUUCUUGUUAUGUCAAGUGAGGAAAUACACGAAAAGGUUCGCCAAACAAUGUAAACUCUGUUUGAAAUGUUGCGAGGAGUGUAGACUACUAGAUUGUGUAGUUUUAAUACUAGUUUGUACUUGUAUAUUAUUUUUGAGAAUUGAAAGUUUAUAGUUUAAGCGUUCAUCCUUUCUUGUAGUUAGAUGUGUUGGAUCGGGCAAAGCUGGAUCUCAUGAUGGUUUAUGCGAUGAAUUCAAUGUUCUGGAGUGAGUGAAUACUACAAUUUUGCCUAAAAUCAUAAACUGAUCAUGUCUUUGUGCAUUUUAAUAGGCUUGGUUGAUCACAGUUAAUAUUAACUGUGGGUUGUAUAGUCUAUUAUAUAUAAAUUUAUCUAUUAUAUAUAAAUCUAUUAUAUAUAAAUUAUUAAUAUACAGUGUUUAGGCAGAGCUGCCAAGUCUCACGGUUUACCCGUGAGUCUCCAGGUUUUCACGCUGACCUCCAGGUCUCACCUGGGUUUUGAAAAUCUCACGGAAUUCCAUUAAAAUGGUCCUUUAUGCACGGAUAUGCUCUGAAAAAAUACAAUUUGCGAAAAUACCGUCUGUUCUUUCGAAAGAAAAUCCGUACGUAUUUGUAAAAUGACACGUACUCUUGUUAAAAAAAUUAGUAGCGUGGCUGUUUGAGUAAACUUAGAUUUUGUCAUCUUGAAGUAUAACGUAAUCUAAACGUGAAUUAUGUGUGUGUGGGCUUAUUUUUUGUUACACACGCAUAUAUGGCAUUUAAUGGCAAUCUGGUUCCCUGAGCAUGCCCGGUCAACAAUAGUAUAAAGUCAACAAUUUAUACAUAAUUUGAUUAAAAAUUUUCAGUAUUACAAUAUUGUCUGCGCUACUCUGUCUGGCUAUAUGGUCAGUAUGUAUUAAUUAAUAACAUAGAUAUCACUAUUAUCACAAAUAUCACUGUCAGGGGGGGGGGGUGUACAAACUACGAACUAAAGGCCCCAACAGCCUCCAGGUUUUUAAUCAUCUGAACUUGGCAGCUCUGGUUUAGGUUUGCUGGUUUUAGGGUACAGUAGGUCCAUACGGUUGUGUAUAUAUAUUGAGAAUGUGCCAUGAAAAUCCAGACCAGACUGCAUUCCAUGUACUCUAUGACAGAGAUCUUUGGUGUGAGAUCGCUCAUAAACAAGUGAUUAAGUGACUUUAUUUUCAGGCAUCAGUAAAAUGUGCGAGCGAUGCUCGCAGGCACCUUUUGAAUUUUGCAGGCACACUUUAAAAUACUGACAUUUCAACAAUAUUUAGGCCACAAUAUCUAAAUAAGAUGUAUUUGUGCAGGCACAUUUUGAAUUUUGCUUGUAGGCAUGAAAUAAUGUUAACGAGGCCUGUUUAUUUUGUGCCAACUGCCCAACUUCAUUGCCAUAUAUGUACAUGUAUAACUGUAAAUGAUUGAUUAAGUGCUGCUAACUGAAUAAGCGCUGAGCACUCUCAAAUAAAAAUUUUAAUAAGCACUGCUUUCAAAUUGGUGCUGUGCACCAAUAUCAAUAUGGAUGUUAAGCUUUAAUACCAGGUAAUUUUUGAGAUAAUAUCACGUCUGUCAGCCUGCAAGCAUAAAUAUUUCUCAUAAGAACUAGGAGAUGGCCAUCAGAAAGUUUGCUUUAUAUGAAGGAUUUGUGAGAUUCAGAGCUCUUCAACAUUAUAUAAUCAGGGCUUUGACUGGGGGGACAAAGCUGCCCAGCCCCCAUGGUGCCCCCCGCCCACUCAACCAUUUUUUCUUCCAAAAAUCUUUUUUCUUUAAAAUAUAACCAUUGGAAGAAAAAUGCGUAAACAUUGUAGAUAGUAUAUCCCACCCUAUAGUUUUAAGUUGUUGGAAGGCCAGACUAAACAUAUUAGUGACUGAGUCAUGGUAUUUACAUUUAUAAAUAUAUCAUACUACAGUACAUCCUUGUACCCAGGGUCCCUGCGACGGAGGUUGACUACAGUAUAAUGUAACGCUGUAUAUCUAAAAAUCUGUUUCAGAAAACACACAAAAUGUAGUCCUAGGGGUGAAAAAAUACAAACAUGUUCUGGGGGAGAAUACUCCCAGAUGCCCGUACUAUUAGAUACAACAACACUCCAAACUUUUUGUCACCAACAACCAUCUGUCAUCUCUCCACACCCUGACAAAUUCUUAAAAAGGCUCUGAUGGUAUUUUUCACUAUUUUUUCAUGUUGACAUCUUUUUGGUACAAACAUAUAUUCGACCCUUCCCUUACAUUAUAAUUCAAGAAGGUAUUGUGCUAAUUUCAAAUUCAUAAAUGUUGUAUUGCAGUUUACCUUAUUACUCAAGGAGUAAAUCCCAAAGAACAUGGCAUCAAACAUGAGCUGGUAAAGAAGUUUUUUGGUAUAUACUAAUUAUAGUGAUAUUUGGAAGCUAAAAGUAAAGCUUGCAGGGUGUUAGCCAGCAGUAAAAAAAAUUCCAUGUUUACCUGAAAUUGGGAAAUUUAUUUUGGCCUGAAGCCGGGCAUUUCUUUGUGGGUCUGGGGGCAUGCGGUUGCCCCCUCUCGAUUUUUAACAUUUUUGUGUCUUUGAAAUGGCAUUUCCCACAUUUUGUGAGUAAUUUUGAGCAAAUGUAGUUAUAAACAUGUUUUUAAUGGCGUAUUAAUAACAUUGAAUUUCUAUAACUAUUUUUUGGCUGACCCAAAUUGGGGGAAUUGCGACCUCGAGGUAAUUGGGAAAACCGCAUUUAGCGCGGAAUUUUUGACUGUAGCUAACACCCUGGCUUGGAAGGUUGAAACUGGUUAAAAAGUUUUCUGAUACUUUAAACAUUUUAAAAUGAAACAGUUUUUAUAACCAGUUUUAUUAACCUUCCAAGCUUUACUUUUAGCUUCCAAAUAUAUUUCCCACUGGUUGCAAUUUUAACAUUUUUCAAAUAAUUAUAGUGAGUUAUACAGUAAUUAUGCUAAAUAAUAUUUAUGUGUAUCAUGAUGUUUGUAUCACUUUAGGAUAGAGUAAAGGACUAUAUGAAGAAAAUUAAGGAUGCUGGUGACAAAAGGAAAGGUAUAAACUAUUUAAGUUCACCUAAAAGAUUUUUUUAUUCUGAUUAAAACUGUUUAGGAGUUCUAAUUACAUUUGACCAAGUUUGAGGGAAACAAUUUGAAAACUUGCUGAGUUAUUAAUAAGUAAAACAUUUUUGCUACAUAUUUGCAACUCGCAAGUGGCUGAAGGGUUUAUACUUUUCCUGCCGAGAAUUAUUGUUUACAUCAGUCCUUAUAUGGGACUAAUUUUCAAAACAAAUUACUUUUUUUGUAAUCUCAUUGGUCAAGAGGUCUUAUGUAUAAUUGGUGUGGGCGUGGAAAAAAUCCGCGAAAUCUCUGUGAUGUGUAAAUUUUUUUGAUAACUUCUGACUUUUAAAAGGCCAAUGCUCCGGCUUGAUUUUUCUGAAAAUUGCACAGCUGAAAGCUAAAAAUGUCAGCGUCAAAAACGUGUUCUAAUGUUGGAUAUUUAGUGAAUCUAAUACGAGCAAUUCAUUCCAAAAAACAUCUGAAAUACAGGUAUAUUGAGUCCUCAAAGAAAUCACUAUAUCAGAAUGGCGAUAUAAAUAGAAAAAAUCCCGAUUCGGUUUUUUACAAUAACUAUUUAGCUAUAUAAGAAUAUACAAUUACUUUAUGGUUUCCGUGUUUGGAUGGCCUGAUCCAAACACGCGGGAAUGUUGCGAGAGUUAAGAAAAGCGAGCGAAACACGAGCCGAAGGCGAGUGAUUUUGCCCGCUUUUCUUAACUCGAGCAACAUUCCCAAGUGUUUGGAUCAGUCCAUCCAAACACGGAAACCAUAAAGUAAUUGUUUUAUAAAAUAACAACAACACGAUAGUCUUCCGUGUUUGGAUGGCCUGAUCCAAACACGGCUUUUGACCAAUCAGAACACGCGUUAUACACAUGUUAUUUUAUAAUGACAUUUUCAAAAGUAUAUCUUAAGACCGGUAGGUUAUGAAAGGUAUAAUUAUCGUUGGGACUGCUUACCAAAAUUUGUGUGGGAAGUGAUCAGCAUGACCAAUCAAUGUAAAGAUUGAAGAGCUGACCGACCAUUAUUAGCCAAUGGCAAUGUCCAAGCAACUACACACUUGAGUGGACAGUUGUUAGACCCAAGUGAAAUUAUUAUAAUCCAGACUGGUAACCAAUGUACGUCACAAUGUCCAACCAAUGUAAGCUACUGUAACUUCUGUUUACUAUAAACAUGAAAAACUGUGUCUUUGUUCAUUCAGCUUCUCUAAAGAUUGACAAAGAUGCUGCUAGAAGAUUUGUUAAAGGUGCUCUUGCCAAUCCAGGAGGUUUGUUUGAAAAUAGUCUUAGGGCCUGUUCCUAUGAGCUCGGAUUAAUUAGUUCUCUGUCCAUAUGACUGUUUCUACCCCCACCUAAUAAGUAAUAUCCCUCCUUGGGUGGACGAACUUAUGUAAACGGUGGCGUCUUCGAAAUAGUUUUGUUGUAAUUAAACAAUCUGCACCUUGUAUUGCGACUUUGGUAGUGUCUAUUAUUAAUGUCAUGUACUCACGAUGUUUUUCUCCAAUUUAACCAUACCUUUAUCUAUAUCCUUUAUUUAACUAUACCCCAAUUUAACUAUACCUAUAUUAGAGGUCAAAAUUGGCACAAAAUGCCCAUCCCAGUCAGGUGGAAUUAUUAAAGCCAUCACAUGGAAAAUUUUAUCCCACUUGACUGAGAUCCCACCUAGCGCAAAGUGAGACCUCGCCCAGCCUGGCUGGCUCGUUUCUCAUAUGAACAUAAAUUGAUUUUAUAUGCGUUAACAAAAGGGCAUGCAGAUCUCACUUAGGUGAGCUUCCCGGUUAGCUGGGUUUAUAUGAACAGGCCCUUGGCAUUCAUUUGCUUAUAGCUCACUGUUAGAGAGUAUUUUGUUACAGAAUAUCCAUUAUAUAAUUAAUAACUACAGUGAAACACGCAAUUUGAUUGGUCAAUAGCCGGGCAGGAUCAGGCUAUCCUGCACGAGGAAUUAAAAUGCCUUCGCGGGAUUUUCGCGGGAUUCUCAAAAUGUCAUUGCUUCACUGUAGUUAUUUUAUAAAACAAUUACCAAAUGGUUUUUCAAGCAGGAUAGCGUGAUCCAUGUACAAGUUUGGGAUGUUGCUCGACAUUCGGAAAGCGUAAAAAUACACUCGCCUGCGGCUCGAGUAUUUUUACGCUUUCCGAAAGUCUCGCGACAUCCCUGGUGCAUGGAUCACGCAAUUCUGCACGGAAAACUAUUCGGUAUUGCUUUACAGUAAUUGUUAACCGUAUGCUAUUUUACAUUAUCCAUACCUAGCUUCAGAAAGUGCAAAAAGCAAGUCAAGAAAAGAAAAACGCAAGAAAGAGGUGUCGUCUGAGAAGAGAAAAAAGAAAAAGGUUGACUAGAAGUGGAAUAUCAACAAAAGCAUAGUAGAUCUGUAGAUGACACGGGAAAAAUCGAACUUUCCAUAAGUGGGUUUUUAAAUAUAAGUACUGAACUCUUACCAUUAUUGGUAAUAAUAGAUUUCCCAUGUGGUAAAUUAGUAAAAACCAUGAUGUUUAAAAUUUUUUCCUGUGCACAGGAAUUAAACAUCAUGGUUUUUACCAAUUUACCAUCAGCUAUACAGGGUGUAUACAGAUUUGAAAUUGCUCUCAAUUUCGCAAAACACCUAUUUGUAUCCGUUUUUUAUAUAUAUAGCUUCUUUGGGUUCUUAUAAUGUAGAAUAAUGAAAAAAAUUUCUGAAACUCGAAUUUUGUGAACCAGGGGGGGGGGGUAUCUUUUCCAACAAACUAAAAAUGGCUCGCGCACAAAAUUUAAAAGUUGUAAUCAUAUUUUGAGUUAAUAGAUGGAAACUUUGUCGCGUUUUUAAUUACUGUACAAAAUUUCAGACAAUUUGGUUGAGUUUAAGCCCCUUUAACUAUUCAUUUUAUUCUAAAAAAUCAGCC